Lutzomyia longipalpis is the source of this 1894-nucleotide messenger RNA. RefSeq names its product cysteine desulfurase, mitochondrial (gene Nfs1). Lineage: Eukaryota; Metazoa; Arthropoda; Insecta; Diptera; Psychodidae. The transcript is spliced from 3 exons. Gene Ontology annotation, biological process: [2Fe-2S] cluster assembly. Gene Ontology annotation, molecular function: pyridoxal phosphate binding; cysteine desulfurase activity. Gene Ontology annotation, cellular component: nucleus; mitochondrion; cytosol. The record is from RefSeq and is a predicted model, not a curated record. The coding region runs from base 88 to 1437 and encodes 449 amino acids.
CUGAUUCGUGUUUAUUGCAUCGCAAUUUCCACUUUGUUAUUUUUUCCAAUUAAAAAGUGCAGAAAAUAGUGAAAAUUUUUUGAGAAAAUGUAUCAAAUUAUUAGGAAAAUUUCCUCAAAUGGUUCAUCUCUCUUUCAAACAUGCAGACCAUUGAUUUUGUGGCAGAAUCCGCGACUUCUCUCAAACGAUAUAAGAUCAAAAUUCAGUAUUAGUGAUGAAGUAUUGGACGGAAGACCCCUCUAUCUUGAUGCUCAAGCCACAACACCCCUCGAUCCUCGAGUUCUCGAUGCUAUGCUCCCGUAUCUCACGAGCUACUACGGAAAUCCCCAUUCACGGACACACGCAUAUGGGUGGGAAAGUGAGGAUGCCAUGGAGAAGGCUCGUGCCCAAAUUGCCGGACUCAUUGGGGCUGAUCCGAGAGAAGUGAUUUUCACAUCAGGAGCCACCGAAUCAAAUAACAUCAGCGUCAAAGGCGUUGCUCGAUUCUAUGGGGAAAAGAAACGACAUGUAAUCACCACACAAACUGAGCACAAGUGCGUCCUGGACUCUUGCCGCGCUCUCGAGGGGGAGGGCUUCCGUGUGACGUAUCUACCCGUUGGCACCAAUGGUAUUGUGGACCUAGAAGAGCUGGAGAAGGCAAUCACACCUGAUACAUCCCUCGUGUCUGUGAUGACAGUGAAUAAUGAGAUUGGUGUGAAGCAACCUGUUGCGGAUAUUGGAGCUCUCUGCCGCUCAAAGGGUGUCUUCUUCCACACAGAUGCCGCCCAGGCUGUGGGGAAAAUCCCCAUUGAUGUGAAUGCCAUGAAAAUAGACUUAAUGUCCAUAUCCGGGCACAAAGUCUACGGACCCAAAGGCGUUGGAGCAAUUUACGUGCGGCGUCGUCCACGGGUGCGAAUUGAAGCAAUUCAGAGUGGAGGUGGUCAGGAGAGGGGGAUACGCAGUGGAACAGUCCCAACACCCCUUGCAGUGGGCCUAGGGGCUGCCUGUGAGAUUGCUUCGCGUGAAAUGGAGUACGAUCACAAAUGGGUCACCUUCCUAUCGGAUAGGCUCCUCAAGAAAAUCACCGAAGCCCUUCCGCAGGUGACCCGCAAUGGGGAUCCCACACAGACAUAUCCGGGUUGUCUCAAUCUCUCCUUUGCCUACGUCGAAGGGGAGUCUCUGCUGAUGGCACUAAAAGACGUCGCUCUAUCGAGUGGAUCUGCUUGCACUUCGGCAUCUCUGGAGCCCUCCUACGUACUCCGUGCCAUUGGAACGGAUGAAGAUCUCGCGCAUAGUUCUAUUCGUUUCGGCAUGGGGAGGUUCACAUCUGUCCAGGAAGUGGAUUAUACAGCGGAAAAAUGCAUUAAACACGUUACACGGCUCAGAGAAAUGUCACCCUUGUGGGAAAUGUUCCAAGAGGGAGUGGAUUUGAAGACAAUUCAGUGGUCUCAGCAUUAGAAAUUUUCCAAGAACUUCAAAAUGAUCGUAUUUCUGCGAAAAGAAGGUUUUUUAUGUUGUGAUGUGAUCCUCAAAAGAAUCAAUAAAUCUUCAGUCAUCGUUCUUCUGUGAGAAAAAUCUACUUAAGAAGACUUUUUGUGACGUUUCAAUGGUGUUUUAGUCCCUUCAUCAGGUACUUGACAGAUAAAAAUGUUUUAAGGGUUUAAAGUUAGAGUUUAAACAUCACACACAAGCAAAAUUAAUUGAAAUUGGAUUAAUUAGAAAACUUUAGCGAAAUACGAUCAUUUUGAAUGAAUAAUGGUUAAAAUCCCAGUGUAGAUAAAAUAAAUUGCAGCAUAGGACGAAGAGUGAUAAAAAACCCGAUAAUGACUUGCUAAAUAUUAUAUAAAAACAUUCUUUAAGCGGUGGAAUAAAUGUAUAUUAUACGUAUAUUAAAUAUAUAUAAAAGUGACUUCAA